GAGUAGACACGUGAAAAGGAUGACUCAAUACCAACUGGCCAGUAAGAAUUUAAAUGAACAGAAAUAAGAAUUUUAUUCAUUUAAAUUUAGAGAGAUAAAUUGAAGGAUGGAAUUGAAAAAUAAUAAUGAAGGAAUACAAGGGAAGAUUUCGGUAGUGACAGGAGGAGUGGGGUACUUGGGUGCAUCUCUCUGUUUACAGCUUCUUAAAAAAGGCGCUUUUGAGGUUCGAACCCUUGACGACAUCCGUUGUUCUUCAACAUGGCCGUCGUCUCUACUCUCUCAAGCUGGUGUUGUUUCCAUUCUUGGGGACAUUACGAAUAAAAAGGAUGUUGAGAAAGCUCUACGAGGGGCAGACUGUGUUUUCCAUAUCGCUUCUUAUGGCAUAUCAGGAAAACAAAUACUUCAGACUGCUAAAAUUGAUAAGGUUAACAUAGAUGGAACUCGCCUUAUACUGGACGUCUGUCUGAAAUUCGGGAUCAAGAGACUUGUGUAUUUGAGUACUAACAAUGUCGUUUUCAGACGAAAGGAGAUUGUAAAUGGUGACGAAAGUAGUCUUCCUUAUCUGCCUCUAGAUGACUACACUGAUCCAUAUGCUCGUAGUAAAGCUAUUGCUGAACAGUUAGUCCUCAAGUACAAUGGCCUCCCUUUCAGGGACAAUGGUGGGUGUUUUUACUCGUGUGCAGUCCGUUCUGCUGCUACUUAUGGACCAGGUGAAGAUAACAUUUUCCCGAGGAUAGUGAAUUAUGCCAAGUUGGGUAUGCUGCUAUCUAAAGUUGGGGAUGCAAAUGUGAAAACAGACUGGGUUUAUGUGGAUAAUCUUGUAUGUGGUCUUCUUUUGGCAAGUAUUGGACUUUUAGACAACAAAAUUUCUGAGAGGAAGGGUCACCCGGUUGCAGCUGGACAAUCCUACUUCAUAUCAGAUGGGUCUCCAACUAAUACUUUCGAGUUCAUUCGACCUCUGUUAGAAAGCCUAGAGUAUGACGUACCAAAGGCCUCAUUGACACUACCCUCAGCUCUUGUGUUUGGAAAGAUAUUUCGGGUUUUGUAUACCAUUCUUUAUCCAUUCCUCAACAUUUCAUGGCUUCCUCAGCCACUUAUUCUUCCAGCUGAAGUGUACAAGAUUGGUGUAACACAUUACUUCUCGUUGCAAAAAGCUGAGGAGGAGCUUGGGUACAAACCCAUAGUGAGUCCGCAGGAAGGCAUGGCAGCCAUGAUCUGGUAUUGGCAAGAUAGAAAGAGGAGAAAUGUAGAUAGACCAAAAUUAUAUGCGUGGUUAUUUUGUGUGUUUGGGUUGUCUGCUCUCAUUGUUGUCAACUUGUUACCAGAUAUUGGUCCUGUUAGAGCCAUUGCUCUUUUCAUAUUCAGAUCAAUGAGGAAUGUUCAGAUAGCUUCGUGUAUCGUGGCAACUGUACAUAUUUCAGAAGCCAUCUUUGCAUGGUUCCUAGCGAAAAAGGUGGACUCUGUGAAUGCUAGAGGUUGGUUUUGGCAAACACUGCUUCUUGCGACUUUCUCAUUGCGUCUUCUGUUGGCAAGGGCAGGACCUGUUGUCUAGGGACGUGCAGUGUGACUUCUUUGUUAAUAUGCAUAUAUUUAUUUACAUUAUAGUGUUGCGUUCAUAUACAUUCCCUAAUAUAUGUGAAUAUACCAGCAGAAAAUCAGAUUUUUCAAGGACAAACAAGCGGGGAUACAACUAUUAGCA
This is a messenger RNA of Spinacia oleracea (spinach), 1699 nucleotides long. RefSeq lists its product as uncharacterized. Gene Ontology annotation, molecular function: oxidoreductase activity, acting on the CH-OH group of donors, NAD or NADP as acceptor. The coding region runs from base 107 to 1552 and encodes 481 amino acids. The transcript is spliced from 5 exons. NCBI's taxonomy places the organism in Eukaryota, Viridiplantae, Streptophyta, Magnoliopsida, Caryophyllales, Amaranthaceae. The record is from RefSeq and is a predicted model, not a curated record. Gene Ontology annotation, biological process: steroid biosynthetic process.